GCGCGCGCACGCGGAGCCCCGACGGCAGCAGCGGGACAGGGGCGGGCGGCGCGGCCUCGGGAGCGCAGCUGCCGCCUCCCGCGCCUCGCCCUGCCUGUCUAACUACUUCUUUUUGUUUCGGACUGGAAGCGGGAUCCGCGUCCCUGAAAUUGCUAUGCCAACUGAACUCGGCCGGGCCGUGAGAAUGCACGCCAUCUCCGACCUCCACUCCUCCCUCACCCUGCGGCUCCUCAACAAGGGUCCCGAGUACCUGCGCAGGCAGAUGGAGGCAGGCAGCCCGGGCAGGAAAAGUGCCGUGGAGAGGCUGGCAGCCGAUAAGGCCAAGUACGUGAAAAGUCAGCAGGUAAUCAGCACCAGGCAGGAGCCCGUCAUCGUGCUUAGCUCAGCCUCAGAGAGCAGCAGCGAGACCUGUUCGGUGGAGAGCAGAACAGUCAGCAGGGACUUUGGCAGAGGGAAGGGUGCGAAGCCGCUGGAGCUGGCGAAGGCGGUGUACUCCUGCCGUGCCCCCCUGCAGCACGGCCCCCCCAUAGCCAGGCGCAGCACCCCCAAGAGGCAGAUGCGGCCCGAUUCCCUGGUGAUUUACCGCCAGAAAUGCGAGUUUGGGAGAGGUCAAAGCCAGGACAGCUCACGGGGGAGCUUGGUGAGGAGGAUCUUCCAAGGGUCUGUAAAGGAGAAGCAGCUGGCUUCCCCUGAGAUGCCCAGACUCAUGGAGGACACAGCAGCCAACGAGGGCAAAGAGUCUCUCUCAGCAAAAGGCAGUGACCAUGAGCCGAGCAACCACGGAGCAGAGCACACCGCUGCUGUGAGCAGUGAAGCCCCAGGGCUAUGUACACAAGAGUAUGAGAGACCCUCAAAACUGAGUACGCUUCCUGAGGAGGGCAAGGAGGUGAAGAGGAGAGGUCUCCAUCGCUCCCAGUCGGACAUCAGCUCUCGCUACUCCAAGUCCUUCUCUGAGUUUGAUACAUUUUUCAAGUACUGUGGCCUGGAGCAGGAGGUCAUUGAGGAUCUUGGGAGAGAGAACUUCUCCGUGGUGUCUGACAACAUCUCCUUCAAGAUCCGGAGCACCAGCGUGGCAACGUCGGAGAGUGACUUCACACAGCACAGUGGGGACGAGGGGCUGCUGGAGGAUGAACUCACAGAGCAGGUCCCCAGCAGCACUUCCGUGAUUGAGCGCAACGCUCGGAUAAUCAAGUGGCUGUACACAUGUAAGAAAGCCAAGGAGAACAACAAGGUGAUGCAGGAGCUGGCAUGAUGGCUUCUUUCAGCAUGCAUUGCAGCCUGGUGAACUCAAGGAUCCUUGACUUGAAAGUUGAACAAAACCAGACACAGGAAGAAACUCUUCACUCCUCUGGCUCAUGACUACUUUGUCCAAGUUUAGCGUUUUAUUAUUGCCUUCUACCCUUGCCCCCAUCCCCUGGCAGCCUCACUCUUGUCACAAGUACAGAGGUGACCAAAAGCAUGAUCAGAAGCACAGAUUGUGAACAAUGCCCCAGCGAGGCAGCGGGAAACCAAACUCCUGGAAAAGCAACGUGUGGCUGCAGCUACCAUCCACGGCGAGACUCAUCAUCAGCUCACAGCCCUAGGAUGCCAUUCCAGACUGUGCCAGAAGGUCUGUGUUAAUGCACCUGUCUCUUUCCAGCAAUGAAUUUGUCAGCAGGGAUGGGGGGAGAAAGUGGUCAUGAAGUGGUAAUGACCUCUGGGUCAGACAUUUCCUUGCAGGCAGACAGGCUCCACCCGGAUGUUCAAAGGCUCUGUCUUACCAGGGCUGUUUGACCAGGGCUCAUCCUGACAUCAUUAGAUGUUAUUUGCUUGGCUGGUGAAGACUAACUCUGUCAGUUUUAUCUGGCAUACUUGGCAAGCAUGUUGUAAGCUAAAUUCCUGCCAAGCCUCUCUUUCUGUGAGAGCCAAAUUAAGAGUACCUUGUAUCCAUCUAAUUUGCUCUGUCACACAGGUUGCUCAGCCAGCGGGGAGGAAUGGCCUUUAAAACCCUGCCCAACAUAUUUUCAGGAGCAUGGUUCCAAGAAACAGGUAGUCAAAAAUUAAGGAGGGUUUGCAUAGCUACUGCCUCGCUAGGGAACAGUACAAUUCACAUAUACAUAGGCACCUCCAUGUUGUUUGAAAUACGUUUCCUACUCUGACAUUGCAAGGUUUGGCAGCUUGUGGUUUAACAGAUUUAAUUUUAUACACCGUGUGAGCAGUGGUCUCACAGAACCAUGUUAGGAAACUAUCCCAGGCAAUGUAAGGCCACACUUCCCUAGCAUGGGUCUGGAGUAAGGCUGUGCUUGGGAUGUGUAGGGUGACAUCCCUCCAGUGCAAGACAGGAAGGCACGUUAGGGCACAGCCAUGCCAGGUGAAUAUCCUGAUGGGAUGAGAUACCCAGUUCAUCUUACUCAGUUUCUUCAAGAAAAUGCUUCGUUCGGACUAUCUGACCUAAACAUAAUUUAAGAGCUGAUAAAAGGUACUUUAAGAGUAUCAGUGUAGUGAAUGGGGCUUCUACAAUAACUCAAGGAAUUUACUGGGUGUGGCUCAAACACUUACCCCAAUCUGUCAUUGCAUGCUAGAAAAUGUCUUGCAUCAAUAUAUUUCUUUGUGGACAUUGCCAACCACAGAAAAUGCAAGAACUUCCUGAUGAAAGCCAAAGCCAGUUCCCCCUUCGAUCCCAACAAUGUCCAUCUGUGAGAGUGGCCCUGCUGGUGUCAUGGUGACUUGCUGGGUCUUGAUGUUAAAUGAGGGUCUCGCAGCUGUUCAAUGUUUACUUUGUGUCACUGUGGAUGCCGUGUCCAGCUUACCUGCCCACCAGGCCUGUGGUGUGAGGAGACAAGAAGCAUCAGCUCCCAUUCUUUGCAUUCCUUCUGCCCACACCACAGCAGCUCCCGCCACUGCCUCUCCUGGCCCAGAACAGCUGCUGGCGCAGCCCGGUGGGUGCCAAGCUCGAGUGAGCACUUGAGCUGCAUUGCUCAAGUAUUUGCUGCUCCCAGUAAAUGCACCUGCAGUAGCAGAAAGGAUGAGGGUAAGCGGUGACGAUUCAAUAAAACACCAGUGGUAGGAGGAACAGUUUCCUAUUUUGACCUACACAAACUGAAAGAGUUGCCCUUGAAGCGCUCAUCAAGCAGUUUAGUCAACAUCAGUUAAAUUCACAGCAAGAUCACCCUGGUUGCAUUUUCAUACAUUUUAAAUGUGCUUGUCAGUCCCUGGAUGGUUAGCUCUCCAUUACAGAAACAGUUUGAGAAUGCAGGGCAUUUGUCUUCAUUUUCUGGUGUUAUGUACAUGUCUGAAGUUGUCAAGACAUAUAGAUAGCAAUUCCAGAUAAAAUAAUUGUUGAACCCACUUUACAUUUAGGAGAAAACUAAAUAGUUGGUGCAAAUGAGCUUCUGCAAACUCAGAGAGAAGCUAGAAAAUGGGGAUGUUUCUGUUAAAUAACAUUUCCAUGUGUAUUUGUUACGUUAUUAAAGGAUUGAUUCUCAGAAAACUCCAACCCAAGAUGCUGCUAAUAUGAUAAGAUUUAUGCACUUAAGGUGCAGGAUUUUGAGGGAUACAGUCCAGGUUUAUUAGUCAGGAGCACAACCUGUUGUAUCUGUUCUUUUCAUACUCACUUUGCUAGGUGCUGUACCACGUAAAUAUUUACCAGCAUUUGUCAGAGCUAAGGAUUACUUUUCUUGGAAAAUAUGGAUGACUAUAAACAGCUUGGAAAAAUAUUUUUGUGUUACAAAUCAGUGCCCUGCCACAGGAGAAGAGAUUUAUUUUGUUUUGUUUCUAAGGAUUUUUUUUGUUUCAUUUUCAGGCUUCUGUUUGUUUUUGCUGUUUUAGUUGAGCAGUUCUUGAAACUUAAGAAAGAUGCAUUGGUCAUGAGUUUUCAACAUUAGGAAGCAAUAUGCUUAAUUUACUUCAAAGUACUGAAGAUCAGCCUUUCUCAAAGUUGAUGAAAGUUGUAUGGCAGAGGUUAGUGAAAUCAGAACUAGCCCCAUUCUGGAUAUUUUUUAAUCCUCCUUUUGAUCUUUAUGAAUGGUUUAACAGGGUUGUGGUGACUUUCCACAUGGAUUUGUGGCAAAAUUUCCCUGGCUUUGCUCAAACUCUGAUAGGACUCCCAGCCUCUCUGAGGUGUCAUUUACCUCAUAGACAAUGUGAACCUGUCUAAGUUCUUCUGUUAAGCUAGAGAUUCCCUUUAUUUAGGAAUACCUUCUGGGUAAUCUAAUAACCUACCUUUCCCAGUAUUCCAGGAAUGACAGUAGAUGACAGCCUUUCUUGGGGAUGGGUAAUUUGGUGCUUUUUUCCAAAGAAGAAGCUCUGGGCUUUGCUCAGCUCCUGUUACUGUUACAUGUAAAGGCUUUUCCUUCCUUCUACUGAGUGUUUCCAUCAUAUCCCUUAAAAUGAGAAAAACUUACUACUGUUAGUCACUUCCUAUAUUCUUCUAAAGAAAUCUCAAGAUUUAUUUUUACUAUUUCAUUCUAAACCACGUGCUUUUGAAGAGGUGACAUUUUUCAGCUUUAGUGAUAAAUUGAAUGACCCUUGUGGAAUGAACAGAACUUUUAGCAACAGAGUUGGUUUUCCAGUCUUCUGGAAAACCUAAAACUGGGGUUGAGGGCAAAGGCAAGCCACGAAUUGAAUUAUUUUGUUUGACUAGAGCUGUGUAAACUAACAUAGUCAAAUGGAGUGCAAGCCUGCAGCUAACUGCUAUUUACACCCAAGAGUUUCAAGGUGCUCCAACACUGUGACAAGGGGCAAUGUCCAUGGCUGUAGUGUAACAGAAGACAGGCACAAAGUCUGUUUUUUAUGGCCUGGAAGCAAGUGUUUGCAAUAAAGGCAUGAGAUAGAGACUGUAAUUCUUGCAAUAUAUUGUAAAUAUUUCUGUACAUAAAUGUAUAAGUAAGAAAUACAGAUUGUUCUAUAACUUGUAUAUUACUUUUCUAAGGGAUAUAAGCCCUCAUGUUUUGUGAAAUCACCCACACAUUACAUGAAUGGAGAUUAAGCAGAAACUUUCUCCUGGGAGUAGGUUGUCCUGUAAUUGCCUCCUGUGAAGUUUCUUGCAUCUGCUUUUGAAUCCUUUGAAAUGGAGUACUGGUCAGAUCUGGUAUGGACAUUUCUAAGUUGCUAUGUUUAUAUUCCUAUGAAAGAACCUGUAUACUAUUGAAAACAUACAAAUAAAAAUGCCACUUGGAAAGUUAAUAUUUUUUAAAAAACAGUAUACUCUUAGUUUGAUGUCUCCACUGGGGUACUAUAAUUUUAAAGCUAGAAUCGUAGAAUCACAGAGUGGUUUGUGUUGGAAGGGACCUUAAAGAUCAUCUAGUUCCAACUCCCCUGCCAUGGGUAUGGACACCUCCCACCUAGAUCAGGUUGCUCAAAGCCCCAUCCAACCUGGCCUUGAACACUUCCAGGGAGGGGGCUUCCACAACUUCUCUGUGCAACCUGUUCUGGUGUCUCACCACACUCACACUAAAGAGUAUCAUCCAAAUAUCUAAAGAAUGUCUUCCUAAUAUCUAAUCCCACUAGGGAAUUAAUUUAUCUGUGACUAGAGUUGAUAUUAGACUGUGAGCAUCCAAAAGCAUAAUGCUUCCCUGGACCGUACCCAGACCCCUGGCUGAGAACUUAGGCAGGCGAUCUUGUAAGAAGGUAGCACUCACAAGGAGUGUUAGCUCUCAAUCCCAGUAAAUUUGAAAUAAAUGAGUCAAGGGCUGUUCCAUGGUAUUUUAAUAUUUUUCAUUUCAGAAUAUGGCUAAAAAGAUGGGUGGGAUAGUUAUUUUUUACAGACUUCAGUAUUAUAUUUGUGUUUACUCACUGUCAAAAGCUACAGUGUGCUGCAUAUUUCAUAUUCAUCACAGCCAGUGUCCAAAGUGGCAAGGAGCUUCAAGUUCUGGUUGGAAAAAACAUGUCUCUAGAAUCUUCUUAACAAGCUGUUGUUUGACUGGAUUCCACAGAAAAAAAUUCAGUAUGUGAUACUAAUCCCCUGUGCACGUAUUUUGUGAAGAAAGCAGCAGAAAUAACAGCUGGGGUACAAAAAGCUUUUACCAGAGACCAAUGCACUCCAUUUGCAUAAUUACAAUUUUGGUAUGGUCUAAACUGCUCAGCCACCACUGUUUCACCAGCCAGCAUUUGAACAUAACUAGAGGUAGAACAAACUGAUGAUGCCUGUGCAAAUUAGGCUCUUCCACAAAAACCCAAGAGCAGCUUUAUCAUCAUUGACAUGUAGCCUUCCCCACAGUAGCCCUGGCUGACCUGUGUCAGUGCAAGAUACAAAGCAAGUCUGGAAAGGGGUGACAAUUUGUGCAUCCCCCUUUCUAUGGAGGUUAAUAUCUCAUAGCAAGUCUUUGCUGCCUUGGAGUGGAACGAGCCAUCAUAGCCCAUGGAAUAUCCUUGGGCUACAGCCCAGCUUAGCAUUUUAAGAACAUUAUUUUAAAGCCCUUUUUCAUUUAGCGUCUUUGUCUCACAUUUUAUGAAGUUGGGUGAAUUUCUUACAGAAAUAAAGAUUUGUAAGUUUUUGUUCACAGACUGUCUGGUGUAAGCAACCUCUUAAAGUCCAUAGCUUACUGAUUCACUGCUUCUCUUUUGAUUUUUCUCUGGGUAAUAAAUACAAGUUGGAAAGAAACUCUAAAGAUAUAGUAAUUGGAAAAAGGCAUUUUCAGGUGUUUUGUAGAUGUUGGUGCAUUCUGAACGUAGAACUCCAAUACUUAGCAUCUCCAAGAACUUUUGACGAAGAACAGUCUAUGUCAAGAGCAGAAAAAUAAGCAAAUACAGGGCUUAGCUUUACUCUCCAAAGAGAUACUUCCAGGUUUUGGGAAGGUUUAGGGAUUGGGCCAUAUUUAUCCUGGGUUUAUCCUGUGGGACUAAAGGAGACUAUAUCAAUUCAUUUAAGCAGAAUGUUGGAGGGAGGUGCUCCAUCUUGACCUAGAAAGAAUGACUCAGCUCAUUUGCAGUCAAUGGUGUAAUAGGCAGCUUAGUCCAGGAAGUUCUCCAUGACAAAAGGUGUUGAGAAUUUUGAUCACUUAUACUUGCCAAUAAAACCAGAAAAACGAAUAGUAUCAGAGAAAAACAAUCUCCAGAUCUAAGUGAGUUACAUAUAUCCAUCUCUAGAAAUCAGUCUAGCUCCUGAAAGAACAUAAAAUCCUGUAAAAUUAGUUUGCACAUUUGUAGGGGAGUUGUCUUGCUUUGGCAAUUAAUAUAAUAAAACUAUCUAAGAGCUUUGCUUCUUUGGAUUUCACACUUUGCCUCAAUAAGGAACAGCCCCAUGAGAGUACCAGUUUUGUACUUUUUCAUGGGCUGUAGCAAGAAGCAAAGGGCAGCAAUAAUUGACAAGUGAUGAUCAACAUAAGACAGUGUGAAAACAACCAGAGCUAAGAUUUAGACUCAUGCACAAAGAGGCGGGCACAGCUGAGCACACAAAGGGGAACGUUGCCCUAACUCCUUCCUGUCAACCCAACCUCUUCUUACAUCACUGUUUUUCUCACUGGUGAGUAGGAAGUUUUAACCACUUCCACGGUUACUCAUCAGUUUGAAUUGCACAUCUUAUGCCCUCCCUGACAGUCCCUUUCAGUGUUUGUAUUUCCAAUAAACUCAUUCAUGUUACAACAGUAUUAAAAAAGGAAGCAUGCUAUUUAUCCUCA
Messenger RNA from Apus apus (common swift), 7595 nucleotides. RefSeq names its product family with sequence similarity 110 member C (gene FAM110C). Gene Ontology annotation, molecular function: alpha-tubulin binding. Gene Ontology annotation, cellular component: cell cortex. Gene Ontology annotation, biological process: regulation of cell projection assembly; positive regulation of cell migration. The coding region runs from base 155 to 1252 and encodes 365 amino acids. The transcript has 3 exons. The record is from RefSeq and is a predicted model, not a curated record. Lineage: Eukaryota; Metazoa; Chordata; Aves; Apodiformes; Apodidae.